Racocetra persica is the source of this 588-nucleotide messenger RNA. The record is from the annotation of a GenBank genome assembly. NCBI's taxonomy places the organism in Eukaryota, Fungi, Glomeromycota, Glomeromycetes, Diversisporales, Gigasporaceae.
AUGAAUUUGAGGCAUUUUGCUCCUGCUGAGUUAUAUGGCAAUAAUUGGUCUAAUUGUCAAGAACUUAAUUUGCUGAAAACCAAAAUAGGGAUUAAUAUUGCUACUAAUUUUAAGCAAAAAAUUGAAGAAUAUUUGGAGCAACAAUUAGGAAGAAAUGACUUAAAUCCUGAUCCUAAAAAGGCAGAAACUAAAAAAAAGUUAGAGAAAAAUCAAGAAAUAACUUUGGAAGAUAUUGAAUGGCAACUACAACGAGUAAAAACUUUUGAACUUUGGUUAAACAAGCAAAUAGAAGCCGAAAAAAUUGCCGAAUUAAAUCCUCGUCGGGGUGAGGUUUACGAGGUAGAAAUAAUUGACGCCCAAGGUUACGAACAAAAAGGGAACGAGGAUAACAUGCGUUUAGCCGUAGUACCCGGUAAGGCUAAAUGCGAGCAAGUAAGAGCAAUUACCAUUGAGCGAUUUGUAAAGAAGUUAGGCGAAUUAACCAAAAAGGAGAUGAAUGAAAUUGAGGAAAAGUUAGUAAUGGUUCUUAAUUUAGAUAAUUAUAUUGAAAGAAAACUAAAAGAAAGAUUACAGGAUUUUUUGCUCUAA